AUAUUGAACCAUUAAAGUGUGACCCUACUUGUGAGUGAUCAACGUAUCAUGUUUUAUAGGGGACCCAAAUCCCCAGUUGUAUUUAGGGCUGUGCAAUGGCUCUAUUUUGGUCACCCUGUAAUAAUUUCUUAAUUGCACCUUACCCAGCGUUUACAUCAUCUGCAAUUCGACAUGUCUCGACUUUCAAACCCCGAUUUCCUUCUCUACCCAUUUUUGGUUUUCAGAAAGUUUCAAACUUUAAGUCGAAUAUUUUAAUUGACCUGUCUCAGAAGAAACCUCACUUUCCCAAGUGCUAUGGCUCUUCAGUUGAGCAACAUAGUAAUGAUGCAAAUUCUACUACAAUUGUAUUUCUUAAAGGACUAGCAAAGUCAACAUUGGAGGGAGGAUUGAAGGUGGUGUUUUCACAAUUUGGCGACGUCAGCCGAGUCAAGAUCGUAACUGAUAAGAAAAGUAAGCAAUCGUUGGGGUUUGCAUAUAUCUGGUUUUCCGAUAAUGAAUCUGCCCAAUCUGCUAUCCAAGAGAUGAAUGGAAAGUUCUUAGAUGGCAGGUUUAUACAGCUUCAGAUGGCAAAGCCUGGAUAUUGCAAGCUAAAUGUCAAGUCUGUACCUUACAAGUUCUAGGAAGAUCUGAGCUGCUUCGGGCUAGCAUUAGCACCCUGUGAAACGCCACCAAAGGAUACUCAGGCGAGGAUGAAUCCAUGGAUUAGGAGCAGUCGAACAAACCCUGUUGACGAUCAAAAGGAGCUAUUUGAUGCAAAUGAUAUCUAAACUUGGCCAUUAUUGUUCCCUUUUUAUGUAGACUUUAGUCUGUGCUAUGCUAUGUUUACUUUGCCACUGCUGUAGCUUUUGGCAAUUUGUAAGGGUGGCUGAUAGUGGCGAAUUUAGGUGCAAAUUAUAGGCAUGUGAAUCCGUAUUUUUUUUUAAAAAGCAGAUAUUUUAUGUAUAUAUUUUUAAAGAGAAAAUACACCCCCCUUGAUUU
Capsicum annuum is the source of this 978-nucleotide messenger RNA. Its product is annotated as RNA-binding motif protein, Y chromosome, family 1 member A1. Gene Ontology annotation, molecular function: RNA binding. Bases 96 to 620 code for a protein of 174 amino acids. Lineage: Eukaryota; Viridiplantae; Streptophyta; Magnoliopsida; Solanales; Solanaceae. Gene Ontology annotation, cellular component: catalytic step 2 spliceosome; U2 snRNP; precatalytic spliceosome. The transcript has 4 exons. Gene Ontology annotation, biological process: mRNA splicing, via spliceosome. The record is from RefSeq and is a predicted model, not a curated record.